Molecule: messenger RNA, 2244 nt
Organism: Oncorhynchus masou masou (cherry salmon)
Lineage: Eukaryota; Metazoa; Chordata; Actinopteri; Salmoniformes; Salmonidae
Exons: 6
Coding region: 451-1026 (191 amino acids)
Source: RefSeq, a predicted model, not a curated record
GAGAGAGAGCACUGAGAGAAAUUCUGCUUGUUGAAAACACUCAAGCUGAGUGGAUGAGCUCCGGGUACAAGGUGAACUGAAUUCACGGGUGGAAAACUUCUUCAGAAACUGAAUAGUAUACAUACAACAAAGUUCAUUAAGUGUUGUAGUGUGUUUCUGAACGCUUCACACCAUCUCUCUCAUCACCUGAAACUAACAGCACAUGUGGUUUCAACAAUUGGAGGACGUGGCGCCUCUUGUCUUUAAAUCAGCAGAUAUCUCAUAUGAUAGGGUGGCCAUUGUGGUCAACAGUUUAGAAGAGCUUCCUCCACGUCAAUAGAGGAAAUGGUGAGAAGCCAACCAUUACAGGGCGCAGGCACAGUGAUGCUGAAGAAGGCACUUCAAGUGCAUAUUUUUUAGGGUACAACAGUACAAGCAUUAAAUCAACUCUGGUAUUGUGACUGAGACGUCAUGGCUUCUGCAGACAUCCCUAUGGACAUCCUGGGUCCUGAAUCUGAGGAGCAGGAGUACGAGGAGGCCGGGGACCAGAGAGGAGGACCACUGAUCAAGUAUUACCAAGCAACUGAACUAAUGCCUGCUCCCAAAGGACCACUCCAUGACCUGAUGCUGAAGCAGCCUGCUGUGUUGGGGUCUUUGCAGAUGACGAGCGGUCUACUCAGUGUUGCAGUAGGAGUUGUGUUUGCUGCCACUCGGGAUGCGAGCCAGUCCCUUUUAACCAUGUUCAGAGUCGCGCCCUUCACUGGACUACUAUUCUUCAUCGCUGGGUUGUUAUCCAACCUGUUGUUCAAAUUCCCCAGACUAUUACCUGUGUGCCUGUGUGUCAACAUUGGCAGCAUGGUCGUAGCAGUCGUUGGAGGAGUGUUGAUAUGCGUUGACUUGGGCAUGGACAUGUCUCCCUGGAAUCCCAAUGUUCAAUAUCAUAUAAAGCUGGAGGUGCUGAUGCUCUGUGUGUUGGUCAUGGAGGUGACCCUCUCUGCUGUCCUCUCCUUCUGGAUCCGGGGAGCGAAACGCAGCCAUUCACUGUGAACUGUUAUCUGUCUGCCAGCUAUUCAUGGACGACCACAUCCAAAUAUAUUGACGUUUAAAAAAUGAAAUGAUAGUGAGCGAGGAUGACAAUGGGGGAAGAUAUGCUGUGUCAAAGGGCAGCGCCGCUGUAAAGGGACUUAUCAUUAUAAUGUCGUCUCUACUUGAUCGUAAAUGAACUAACAUCUGAAUUUCCAGGAUAGAGAGGACUCUAACUGUUUAGCUUUGACCAUCAGUAUGUGCAUCAAUGUAUGAGAAAGUACAGCAGCCUCAGAUAUCUUUACCCACUAUCCAGCCUAUGUAGGCCAGCGGUGAGUCCUCAUCAAGGGGCUUGACUCACCGCCCCUACACCUAUCUGUGGGUUUUAGAGUACUGUCUCAACCUCAGUGAUUGCCUCCCUGCCUGCCUGCCUGCCUCCCUGCCUGCCUGCCUGCCUGUCUGCCUGCCUGCCUCCCUGCCUGCCUGCUACGAGUCCUGUCUGUGUGGUUCUUUCUGACCAGGCUGGUUGUGGUCUAACUCUGCUGCGUAGCUACACACACACACAUGCACGCACGCACACACACAGCGUAGCUACACACACACACACAUGCACGCACGCACACACACACAGCGUAGCUACACACACACACACACAUGCACGCACGCACACACACAGCGUAGCUACACACUCCACUCAGACUGAGAACAACAGUCUUGUGGUCAAAACUGGAAUGCGUCCCAAAUGGCACCCUAUUCCCUAUUUAGUGCAUAACGUCUGACCAGGGCAGGGUAGUGCACAACAAUGUAGGGAAUAGGGUGCCAUUAGGGACACGGACAUGUUGUGUUCUCGGAGGUGUCGAGCCAACCAUUCUUCAUUAGCGUUGCCUGCUCAUUGGUUCUUUGUUCCCUAUUUCAACCAGUAUCAGUUCUUCCUGUGUGACUCUAUCUAUCUCAGUGUGUGUGUUUGCAGGGGUCUGUUUGUGGUUAAUGAUAAGAGUGUGUCUGUAUCUAGCAGUAGCUUUAGGCGCUAACUGUAAAGGCUGACAGCAUCAGUACAUAGCUUAAGCCUACCAGUUGACAGUUUGAAACAGAGACAUUUUCGAAAUAAAGCCCCCUAUGUUGUUGUUGUUUUCAACUGCUCACAUUUGGUCAUCUAACAGACUGUUAUCCAGAGAGAGUGCUUUGUCUUUGCUCGCUUCAAACACUGUAAUUGUUGUUUGAGUAAAAAUCAUUUCCAUAUUA